Molecule: messenger RNA, 1185 nt
Organism: Cheilinus undulatus (humphead wrasse)
Lineage: Eukaryota; Metazoa; Chordata; Actinopteri; Labriformes; Labridae
Gene: arpc4l
Product: actin related protein 2/3 complex, subunit 4, like
Exons: 6
Coding region: 143-649 (168 amino acids)
Biological process (GO): Arp2/3 complex-mediated actin nucleation; actin filament polymerization
Cellular component (GO): Arp2/3 protein complex; actin cytoskeleton
Molecular function (GO): actin filament binding
Source: RefSeq, a predicted model, not a curated record
UUUCAGUUGUGUGGUGACAUCCUUAUAUUUAAGCGAAGAGCUAAAGGAAACAAACGCACCCUGUCUGUUCUCGGCGAUGUAGGAUUUACGGAAGAGGAGUCCCAGGCGUGGCAGAGGAACUUCCGUCUUUUACAGCGUAAAAAUGACAGCGACUCUGCGCCCCUACUUAAACGCUGUGAGGGCCACCCUGCAGGCGGCCCUCUGUCUGGAGAACUUCUCCUCUCAGGUGGUGGAGCGUCACAACAAGCCAGAGGUGGAAGUCAGGAGCAGUAAGGAGCUGCUACUUCAGCCUGUUGUCAUCAGCCGUAAUGACAAGGAGAAGGUUCUCAUCGAGGGAUCCAUCAACUCUGUCAGAGUCAGCAUUGCUGUCAAACAGGCUGAUGAGAUUGAGAAGAUCCUUUGCCAUAAGUUUAUGCGCUUCAUGAUGAUGAGAGCAGAGAACUUCUUCAUUCUGAGGAGGAAACCAGUAGAGGGAUAUGACAUUAGCUUCUUGAUUACCAACUUCCAUACGGAGCAGAUGUACAAACACAAGCUGGUGGACUUUGUGAUCCACUUUAUGGAGGAGAUUGACAAGGAGAUCAGCGAGAUGAAACUUUCCGUAAAUGCAAGGGCCCGUAUUGUUGCAGAGGAAUUCCUAAAAAAUUUCUGAGGACAUUGUUGGCCCUGAUUCCCCACAUGCUGGGAAACGGCUCCAUGGUCCAAUCAGCACAGGAGUGGAGGACAGAAGGAGUAAACAGCCAAUCAGAGAGAAGAUGAGAGAGGAACAUGACCAAUCUGAUGAUACCACUUGCACCCAUCUCAAGCAUUUCCCUGUACUCAUGAAUAUCAAUGACUGUAUAUAAUGAAAUAUUUACCAGUUUCAUUUUCAGCCACUUAGAACAAAUCCCCAAACAAAGGCGGGUCCUUAAAGUAUUAAUCAUGUUGAUAGCCAUGAAUACAGGGGUACUGAGAUCGCGAUGAUGCAAACAGAGCGGCCAGGUGUAUGUAUUUUUCUGUAUGUGAGUUUGUAUGUUCUGUCACUUUUGUUUCAAAUUUGUCUCCAAAAAUUUCUCUGUCCAAACCCAUAUUUGAGGAAAGUAGUCAGUUUGGGGUUUAAUCAAGGACACAGAGCAAGAGCUGUCUGUAAGAAAAACCACCAAAUCCCAUGUAGAAAAGGACAAAAGAUAAUAAAACUUUUGUUUUAUA